Hyaloscypha bicolor E is the source of this 1539-nucleotide messenger RNA. Its product is annotated as S-adenosyl-L-methionine-dependent methyltransferase. The record is from RefSeq and is a predicted model, not a curated record. NCBI's taxonomy places the organism in Eukaryota, Fungi, Ascomycota, Leotiomycetes, Helotiales, Hyaloscyphaceae. Bases 125 to 1123 code for a protein of 332 amino acids. Gene Ontology annotation, molecular function: methyltransferase activity. The transcript has 4 exons. Gene Ontology annotation, biological process: methylation.
GCUAAACCGACAUGUACCAGGGGCUGUGAGAUCUCAACCUCAACGUACAAACAAUAGACAUUUGCCAUCGCCUUCCAGACGAUCAACUCUUCCCCGGAAAUUUCUCUCAAUUCUUAGAACGCAGAUGGCAAUCGAGAAGCCAUUGCCUCCAAAAGAGCUCAACGGCGGUGUGGAGAAGACUGACGGAGCCACCGACCUCGGCGAGAAAUACGAGAUCCCAGAGCCUGAGCCCUUCAUCUCCUUCAAUGCCUUGAAGGAUCGAAUCAGACACCACUAUGAACUUGCGUCUGACUACUAUUACAGCCUCUGGGGCGAGCACAUUCACCAUGGUUAUUUCCUCACUCCGGCCGAUACAAAAGAAAGAGCCCAGGUUCAAUUGAUCGAUCUUUUGCUUGAGCGCUCCGCAUUACCAAAAGGCAGCGAGGUCCUCGAUGUUGGUUGUGGAAUCGGCGGCACGACACGUCAUUUGGCCAAGAAUUACGGAUGCAAAGUCACGGGAGUGACAAUCAGUGGCCGGCAGGUUGAGAUUGCGAAGAAAUUGACAUUGGAGGCGAGCGGUGCGCAGCAAGAGGGCCAAAAAGACACCUUCAAGCUGGGCGACGGCUCUGUCCGCUUCAUCGAGCUCGAUGCCGAGAAAAUGGGAGACUUCUUCAGCACCGAACCGAAUGUUACAAAGUUUGACUGUGUGUGGAUCUCUGAAGCUAUGAGCCAUCUUCCAAACAAGCAACUUUUCUUCCAGAAUGCUGCCAAGUUGUUGAAUACCGGCGGAAAGUUGGUCGUGGCUGACUGGUUUAAAUCUGAGGACUUGACGGAGGAGCAGUUCAAGGCGGAUAUCUCGCCAAUUGAAGAUGGCAUGCUUCUUCCACCACUCUGCAGUCAGGCAGAUUAUGUUCGCUUGGCACAAGAGGCUGGACUGAAGACAUUUGCUGAGCCAUUUGAUAUCAGCAAGAAGGUUUCAAAGACCUGGGAUAUUUCCUGGUCGCUGGUUCAAAAUCCAGCUUUGUGGGCAUUCGCGAUAGCUCAGGGUCGCGAUGGCUUAGCAUUCUUGCAAGCUUUCCGAGCCAUGAGAAGAGGGUUUGCCAACGGGACCUUCAGAUAUGCUGUGAUGGCAUUUCAGAAAUGAUAAAGUCACAUGAUUUAAUACCACGUGAUAAGCGCAAGCUUUUCAUUGCCUAGAUUAAUAGACUGUUGCUUCAGAAGACAGCCAUUCCUCGAUCCUCAAUUCCAACAGCAGGUUUCUUUAUAUGACAGGAUACUGAGUUGUCGCAGUCCUAAGGUUAGGUCGAGUAUGCACACAGCCCGCGUUACCCCCACGUUUCCUCUUGUUUAUCUCCGUCUAUUUCCACCGUACCCCGCAUUACCAGCAUUGCACAUGUACACUAUGAUAUGCACUACGUCGAUGGCGUGAAGCGUCCCCGCAAUGUUUACGUGCAACUCGAGUGGGGUGCUUUCCACGGGCCGUUGGAAAAUGAGGGGCUGCUGCCAAAAGGGGCGCAAAUUUAAGGCUGUAGGAACAGCUUAUAUUUCAAUAUUUCCGCC